AUGAUUCCGGUGAUGUGACAACGCACAGCAUGAACAGCAGAAUUACCAAAUUUACAAACAACGCAACCCAGUUUUUAAAACAUUACAUCAGGGGACACUCUGAGGCGAGGAAAGAUGACAGAUCCGGUAGAGUAGCAAAACUGCUUAAACGUGGAGACUACCCGGGAAUUUCCUCGGACAUCGUCCUGGAAACGCCGUGCUUCCAGCUCCGAGAGGAUGGAGAGGUGGACCGACACGUGUUUAUGGGACUGACAACAACAGAAUUUGUAAUGGCAAUUCAGCGUCUGCCAGAUUACCGGAAACGUCCCAGCGUUAAGUACAGAGCGAAUGUUGACCUUGAUGUGGAGGGCAUGGAACUCGUGUGCUCCUCUCCAUUGGAGUUUAUCAGGUUUUUCAUGAUCGACUCGCGGUCCAGGAAGUUCGCGGUCUGCACAAGUCUCGGCAGCGUGUGGUACUUCGAGAUGUGCAACUCAGCAGACGGCUCAGACGAACUGUGGACAAGUUGGCGGGAAAUGAUCCAGGCCCAAGACCAUCCGGAGUGGUACGGCUACCGGAUGUGGACGGUCGGGAAGGAGGACGCCAUGGAUGCCAAAAGAUCUUCAAUACCUAGAGACACCAAGGGUGAAGACGGAAUCCUAAGAUUUAUCAAAAGACCACUUGCCUUCUGUGCUGUAGACAAUGUAGGCAUCCAGAGCUCCUUUGCGAGUCUCCAAUCCAAUCAUCCUGCUUCGUCCACAAAUUUCCAAAAACAGACACUGGUUCUCAUCUGGAGAAGACAAAGAAUGCUAAAAUUCCAAAACUUUCUCUUUAUAGUAAAGUCAAAUUUGUAAUCCCCACACGUCAAACGGUCAAAAUCAAGAAUGAUGUAUGGUGAGCUGAAACAGACGCAAUCUUCUACAGAUCUUUCAGCAUCAGACUCGCGCAGGUUAAGACCUCACGUGGUCAGGAAGAACCAAUCAGAGAUCAGUCUAGGUGGCAGCACUGGGUUCACCCCUGGAAGCGGCCUGCACUUCAAGUACUGGACUCUGGCCAUGAUGAGUGAAGCCUUACCGGAGGAGCCUCACCGAGCCGUUAACAUCGUCACCAUCCGCUUUCCAAAGUGGGGCCUUAUCAAGACCUCACUCAACCAGUUGCAUAAAAUUUGGAAAAUACGGAAUGAAGUGAGAUUAGCAAGAGAACGCCAGAUGGCACUAGAUCUUUCCGAUUCGGACGAAAGUAUCACUGAUAUAUUCGAAGAAUUUGCUCAGGCAAAACGAAAGUCCGCGCCCACCAGAUGGACCAGCCUGAAGAGUAGGCGAGUAGAGCGGCCUCCAACACUGGAAGCUAUGCUCAACUCGGCGGUGUUCGAAACCUGCGGAUCCCUCAAGAGGAAGGAGAAUGAAUGGCUGUACGGGUCAACGCCAGAGAUCUUCGCUGCACAGUUGACCCAGAUUCACAUCGACCUGUUCAAGCAAAUCGCAGAACUGGACAUUAUCAACUUCUUCGACAAACACAACGCAGACCGUCCUACAAACCUGAUCAAGAUGCUAGACUUCUCCAACCAUGCCAGCAAUCUCGUUGCCAUGGAGAUCGUCAAAUCCAACAAGCUCGCCGAGAGGGCCCAGAGGGUUAAGUUCUUCAUACAGGUCAGUGAGGCGUGUCGGGAAUCCAGUGAUCUCCAGUCAGCAUGGUCGGUGAUAAAUGGACUUCAGCUGUUCCCGGUGGCUAAGUUGACGGACACGUGGUCAGAGGUUUGCAGGAACUUUCCCGCCAUUUACAGGAACUACGAGAAUCUCUGCCAGAUAUUUGCAUGCUUGGCUUCACCCAAGUACAGAGAUGAACUGCAGAGCUCAUCACAGCGCCCGCCAUACCUUCCCUGGAUAAACCACUUCCUAUGGCAUGUAUUGAAGACACUGUGUGGAGAUUUCACGAAAACGACCAACAAUGAUAAGAAGAAGUUUAGAAAAAUGUCUUUCGCUGGGAAAUUCUUCGGGAGGAAGAAUAGUUCGGUUCAAGCCAGUGUCUUGAAACGAUUGGUGAAACCAAAGAAGAAAGCGGCCAGUAACUGGGUGACACGUCACAGAGACAAGACUUCUCCAUUCAGGAAGGUAACACAGGGUGACCUGGGUGUUAAGCAGCAACAGCAACUUGAUUCCAAGUUGGUUGACAACAUGGCAGACGUCCUGGCAUCGAGGAUAAUCACACAGGGCAUUAGUGAACACUCUGGUGUUAAUCAGACACCUCGAGCAGAUAAACCUAAUGUGUCAGUAAUGCCAGUAUCUGACUCUUCUGUACACCAUAAAUCAGGUGGAUUCGAACUAACCAAAGAAAAACGUAUUGAAAUUGGAGAAAGUCAUGCUUCUGAGCAUGGCAAUGAUCCCUCGACUUCCUUUGAUAGAGACAAAUUCGUGUCUGAUAUUGAGGGUGAAGAAAGGAUUGAGAAGAUGCCUGUGGAUAGUCAUCACCAUGGCAUCUAUGAUGUAACCAACGCUGAUCCUAAGCAAAAUGAGCCUGUACGUGCUCAACAAGAUCCUACAACAGAUGGUUCAACUUUAGAGCCUUCAGUAAGCUCAUAUGAACAAUCUGAAGAAAAGAAAGAUCUAGUGCAUGAGGAGAGUGGAAGCCAGGAUCCUGAAACAGAACUCUCUACUCGUGUUGGCUUACCUGUCAAUGGAACAGCGUCAAACACAUAUAAUCAAUCCAAAAGGACAUCCCACUUUGCCCAGGAAGAUGAAGAAUUCAUGAGAGAGAAGGAUAAAGUGAUCGAAAAGGCAAUCAAGUUCAAGCUGAAGCAAACCAAGAGAGGGGACAUGUUCAAGGACUGGACAGAGGUGGAGGAAGAGUCGUCUGAUGAGCAGAAACCGGCACCUGAAAAACAGAAGACUUUCUUUGCAUGGAGAUCCCUUUUCUCGGUCAAGAAUAAAUCAGCAACAGAUAGUGAGGACACUAAAGGAACAAAGAUUGUGAAAAUACGUCCGGAAAGAAUAUUUACAAAAGUUGAAUCACCUAAACAGGAUCUUAAACGAAACCUUGAAGUUGAGGGUGGAAUGGGCAGUUUAAGUAAAGACAGUAAUAAUUCUGAAAGAACAUCAGCCAUUUUUGAUAGUACAGUAGAAAAUUCCCCUGAAGGCAUGGCCUCGGCAGAUUACAAGAUGUCUCCAAAUGAUCGACAAAUGAAAUCAGUGCGUUUCCUGAAUCAGUCGCACAGCAAGGAUGAUGAUGGGAACAUAAACUGGUCGAGUUCUAACCACCAUUUCAGUCCAUGUGUCCCAGAAUGUGCACUCUGUUGCUGUGGGACAUAUUGGGAGAACAAUGGAACAGCCUCUUGUGGUAUGAUCAUCAACAUUCCUGAUAGACAGUGUUUUGACAGACAGGAUAAGCAGACAUGCCAGUGUGGACUGGGGCUGAUGGACAAUAUGGGAUCCCUGGACAAUGGUUUGACAAAGCCUCCUUCUGAAGAAGCCACUUGUGGGUAUAAUACAAGUGAUGAAAGAUCAGAUAGAGCUACCUGCCAUUGUCACAAUGAAUCCCCAGACAGGAACUGGACACAUCAUAUCUUUGCCAGAUGUGGGUGCUGUUCAACUGAUGAAAAUCCAGAUGGAGAUGUUUGUCCAAAUACAAUAUCUGAAGAAACAGGUGGAAUGAAUCUUGAUUGGAGAAAGCCUGGACAGGAACAAGAUGACCACAAGCAUCAUGCUGAUAAGAGGAGAAAGGAUACUUCAUGCCAUUGCUUUAAGUUUGACAGUUCAGGAUAUAAUGCUUCCUGUGAGAAUUCACAAAUCAGAUGUGUUCAGUGCACUGUUGCCCAAUGUCAUUACCAAAAUUUAAACUCAGGGUUAACAUCUGUGGACAGCAACAAGAGGCUGAAACCCUACUGGAACCCUGGCAACAAGGACAGCUUGUGUGAUGCAUGUGUUCAAAUGUAUGAUGCAUUAAACUACAAGAAAUUGAACAAUCUGGACAGAAACUGGUCAAGUUCAAGUCGUCCGUCACCCCGCCAGAUGUGCUGGACGUGUGACAUGUCUGGCUGUGUCCUCCACAACUGUGGCCUGGAGAAACUUGUGGAGCUGCAACAGGCGUGUCUGACCUUCCAUCUCAAGGCCAACAGCAGACUGAAGGCUUACAUCACUGACAAGCAUCAACAUGUGACACAGUAUCAAAUGCUGAGGGCUACUGUGUCAAUGACAUCCUAA
This is a messenger RNA of Haliotis rubra (blacklip abalone), 4172 nucleotides long. RefSeq lists its product as uncharacterized. Gene Ontology annotation, cellular component: plasma membrane. Gene Ontology annotation, biological process: Ras protein signal transduction; positive regulation of GTPase activity. Bases 861 to 4172 code for a protein of 1103 amino acids. The record is from RefSeq and is a predicted model, not a curated record. NCBI's taxonomy places the organism in Eukaryota, Metazoa, Mollusca, Gastropoda, Lepetellida, Haliotidae. Gene Ontology annotation, molecular function: guanyl-nucleotide exchange factor activity. The transcript is spliced from 9 exons.